UUUUUUAUGCAAAAGAUGUACGAUGAUAGUUAUUCAGGUUAUAGACUUACAAUAAUUGGAUUAAAAUCAUGUAGAAGUACAUACUAAUUGAAACAUUAACAGCAAAUUAAUUUUCAGAUUUCUUGUAUUAAAUGUUGGUGUAAUUAGAGAAAUUUUACAGUGGGUAAGUUUGGUAAAGGACGAAAAACACGAUCUAAGAAUUAAGAUGUAAUGAGUCGAUGAAGAGGAUAGUUUGGUCCAAUGCACAUUAGUGGGGUACGUUUAGGAAACCCAACCCGCAGGCCGAGGGGACGCACGCAAGCGCAACGAACAAAAUUAUCAGUACACAUUGACCUUGACCUUUCUAUAGUUUAGGGUAACUUCAGUCUUGAAGAAGCUACGGAGAAGGAACCCAGAAAGAGCACUCUCCACUCCUGUCUCUCUGUCUCAUCUCUUCCUUUGGCCGCCUGCGAAAAAUCCAACAUGGAGAGUGCUGGCCCUGCAAGCAAGAAGCGAGAGAUUUCCCAUGAUGAUGAUGAUGAGGAAGAAAAUAUGGAGAAAUUCUACGCUCUUGUCAAGAGCAUACGAGAGGCUCGUGAUCAUUUGAUCAUGAACAACAGCUCAGCAGAGAUCGCGAAUAAUGAGGCUGCAGGUCGUCAGAGCAUAACCAAGAAGAGAAAGCUUGAAGAAGAGAAGCAGGUUGUAGUCUGGCAGCCCUCAUUUCAACGUGAAGAUUUCAUGGAAGAGGCUGAUCAGCUGAAGAAACCCCCAGCUGUGAGCUUCGCCAGUACUUCUCAAAGUAAAGAGGGCACUGAUAUUAAUGAUCCGAAAGAGAAGGUUAAAGAAGGGUUAGACCUUACCCUUUCACUGUAAAGGGGAUCAUCAGGGUUUUUGGAACAACUGCAAGAAUGUAGCUGGGCCAGGUAUGUUGAUUGUUACUUGGAAGAUGGGGGUACAUGGAUCAAACUGUUCAUAAGUAAUUAGGUGGAUGUUCCACGCUAGAAGGUGAGAAGAUCCCGUCAAGCCUUCAAGCUUUUCUUCUGCCAUAGCAUUUUCCCAUCUACCCUUUUGUAGUUUAAUUAUAAUUAGUGAAUAUUAGUAUCUCUUUUGGUGACAUUAACCAGUAAAGUUUUCGGAUAAUCAUGAAUGUUAUAUAUAAAUUAUGGUAAAGAAAUAAAUAUUAAACAUAUCUCUAUACAUUUUUGGUGUUUGAUUUUGAUCAUAGCAGAAGAUUUAUUCACCUUACUAAUCACUAGGUGCUGGACAAGAACCAAAUUCUAAAACGAAAAUGAGUUUCUAAAGAAAUUUUUUGGCCUUGUGCUUAUUGGGAUAGUGUGGCUUGAAAUAAUUCGUGCCUCAUUUUGAAGCACAUGGUGGGUGCACGGUUCACCAUAACUCCACAAAUACCAUGAUCACAAGCGAUGGAUCACAUGAAGUCAGAUUUUCUCUCUUCUUGCUGUUCACGUAGUAAAGCAUUUGAAGGUUUUGUUUUUUCAAUUGGCAAAUAUAUAUUCUGUUGGCAUCAUGGCUUCUCUUUUCACGUUAGAAAUAUCACUUGCUGAUGAUAGUGCUAAGUGCGAGAGAUUGAGAAAGGAAAAAAUAGAGUAUGAGCCGAGGGUGAAUAGAAGCUAAGAGUGAGUUCGGGGCUUGUAAAUCAGAGGUUGGCUUAUUUCUCGUUUCUUUGCACUCGAGAGGUUGUCAAAAUUUGAAAUCCUAAUCACUUGACAUAAAAAUUCAACGUUUUGACAUGCGAUUAUUGUGUUUAUUUAUUUAUUUUCUAUCAUUGAGAUAGUGAAAACAUGAUUAGAUAUCGAGUAGAGUGUUUUGUGGUGACUAUAUGUUGUAA
Durio zibethinus is the source of this 1825-nucleotide messenger RNA. RefSeq lists its product as uncharacterized. Lineage: Eukaryota; Viridiplantae; Streptophyta; Magnoliopsida; Malvales; Malvaceae. Gene Ontology annotation, biological process: regulation of systemic acquired resistance. The record is from RefSeq and is a predicted model, not a curated record.